Aspergillus glaucus CBS 516.65 is the source of this 2819-nucleotide messenger RNA. RefSeq lists its product as uncharacterized. The transcript has 5 exons. Gene Ontology annotation, molecular function: DNA binding; DNA-binding transcription factor activity, RNA polymerase II-specific; zinc ion binding. The coding region runs from base 326 to 2731 and encodes 801 amino acids. Lineage: Eukaryota; Fungi; Ascomycota; Eurotiomycetes; Eurotiales; Aspergillaceae. The record is from RefSeq and is a predicted model, not a curated record. Gene Ontology annotation, biological process: DNA-templated transcription; regulation of DNA-templated transcription.
GCGAAAGCGGUGGGGGCUACUGGAAGGCACGAAUAGCAUCGUCUGACAUCUCAUCUCACGUCUUCAUUCGCGUCACUUGCCUCGUGUCUGAUGCCCUUGUCAUCUGUGGAAAUUGUGCGAAAUUGCCGUCACCAGCCAAUAAUUAUUCCUAUGACGUCGGACGCAUCGCAUGCCCCGAAGGGUCCAUUCCCAGAGCAUGUCGCCUAACACUAGCCUCCCUUCAGGCAGCGAUGGACCUACCUCUGGAAGUAAGCCUAGACCCCGAGAAAAGGCCCGCCGCCGAAAUCGGGUUAUAUAUUCCUGUCUAGAGUGUCGCCGGAGAAAAAUGAGAUGUGACAGGACCGAUCCCUGUCAAAAUUGUCGCGCAUCGCAGCAAGAGUGUGUUUAUAUCAGUUCGGCGAACGAAGAUGCGCAAUUCCGUCAAAGAUUGACUGAGCUUAAGGAGGCGCAAGAUGCAAUCGACGACACUCUUCGAGGGGGCGUAUAUGACCGCCCUAAACCCCCAACAGGUGGCUCACAGCAAAAGCGCGCCAGGCAACCUGAACAGAUUCCGACAGAUGAUACGGAUAGCUCUGCCGAUGACGGAUACCUGGAACCAACGCCCCUGGCAGUGCAAGACGCAGCCUACACAGAUGAAGCCGAUGAUGAUGUUGAAGAUCUUGGCUUCAGGAUUGGCAGAAUGCGGAUGGGAGAAAGAGUAGGAGGAUUUUACCGCCCAAAGAUUGCCGAUGAAAUCUUGGCCUCACUUCAACAGAGCCCCAGAAAGUCAUCUCAAUCAAUACCAUCACCGAUGACUCCUGGUACGAUAGAAGAGCUGUUACAACCCGGACCGUAUUUUACAGCCCCUUCCAUCAAUUUGUUAUUUAGCGAGGUUUCUUCCCGAGAGGAUUUGAUGCAGUACCUUCCUCCUCGAAGCAUUGCAGAUGGCCUGCUCAACUGGUAUUGGGAUGCAGUUCACCGAGUGGCUCGAGUUGUUCACCGACCAUCAUUCGCCCAAAGAUACGAGACUCUAUGGGAGACGAUAGAGACCGGGUACCAGCCACCACCCUCGCUAGCAGCAAUUGUCUAUUCUAUUCUUUUUUCUGCCUCGGUUGCCAUGUCCGAAGAACAGGUCUUUGAACUUUGUCAAUGUUCUAGGCAGGAACUGAAAGAUAGCUUGCAACUAGGUACCGAGCUCGCUCUCGGCCGAGCACAUCUGCUUAGAGCAAGCAAGACUGAGACCAUACAAGCUUUUGUUGCAUAUUUACUCCCAAUGUGCCUCAAUGAGAUAUCUCGAGCCCACUCUACCUUAACAGGCAUGUUGAUUCGACUGGCUGAGUGCAUCGGGCUUCACCGUGAUCCUGCUGAGUUUGGGUUCUCCCCGGCGGAUUGUCAGACGCGACGCUUGGUCUGGUACCAGAUCUGCUAUCUUGAUCUCAAAACAAGCAUCGUUCAAGGACCUCGACCAUUCAUCCAAAGACACGGGUACACGACCAAACUGCCUCUGGAUGUGGCUUCAUUGCAAUCUGCAAACAAUCAACCAACUUGGAAUGACAUGAUCCUGUCCAUGAUUCGAUUUGAAUGCCAGGAAAUGCAACGGCAAAACAUCGAAUUUCGCACCAAGCUUGACCUAAAGAAACUCACAUUGACGAAUGUGGUAUCAAAACUAGGGGCGUUCCGUACCGAGAUGGAUGCCAAGUACGGCCUUUAUCUCAAUGUAGCCUCUCCAACACCGAUGCAAAGAAUGGCCAGUCUAACGCUCAAAAUGUUCGACGGCCUCCUCUAUGUCAAUACCUUGAGUCGAUAUAUGACUAGUGUGACCUAUCGGAUUCCUGACAGAUUGCGCCAAGUUGUACUAAUUAAAGGCACGGAAGCUCUGGAAGCUUCCGUGGAGCUGGAAAUAGCAAAAGACCUCCAGAAAUGGGUCUGGUGGAGUUCCUCCUGGCAGGGAUAUCAUUCUGCAUUCCUGCUGCUUUUCGAAGUUUUCAAUUUUCCACUGCGCAGGGAAGCAAGCCGCAUAUGGAAGUGCCUGGAAUUUAUCUUUUCGGAUGCAUUGGUCCAUUUCCCUCCGGUGGAGCAGAAAGAAGGGCCUUUGAAUAUUCAGAAACUUAUUGCAUACAGGGAUGGAAAAGCAAGGUUCUUGCUUACAUUGAUCGCUGAACACGCGCGUGCUUACCAAAAAGCGAAAGGAGUGAAAAUGCCGGUCCUGUUCAAGGACUCGAUGAUUGUUGUUACGCCCCAUAAGGAUGGUGAUGAUUCUGAUCCUAGAAUGCCGCUGAACUACGCUCAUGAGGAGCCCGAGGGAGGAGCAGGUUCUUCCAAUGCGACAGGGAUUCCAAGCAGUAUCACCCCUGGCCGUGCUGGGAAACAAUCAGAAAUAACCCAACCGCCCUCAAAGAUGUCAAGUGAAGGCCGUGCAGGUCCUCCUUAUGAAUUCUUGCGUACUACAGACAACACGGCGAUACAUUCCAGUGAAUUCUCUCCCUGGGUGCAGGUAGAAGAGGGAGAGUUUGAUGGUGACGGCAACCUAAUGCGUAAUACCAGUCCUCAUGCCUACUCGAGGAAUCUGGCCCCCAACGAGGGCUCAUCGGCAACAUAUGGCGAGACAAUUACACAACCGAAAGAUGUGGACCCCCAAAUGUUAGAGAUUGACUGGACCCUGUGGGACAGGAUAUUCCCACCGCAAAUGAACGAUGGGCACUUGGAUAUCUCCGAUGAUGGCUUUUGGAACAUAGGUGAUGACCUUGUCUAGAAGAGUCUCUAAAAUGGAAAAUAUCGAGCCAAAAAUCAAAAAAAAGAAUGUCCCCUCCCUUUUCAUAAGUCCAGCACCCAACAUCAAG